AUGCAGAUCUUUGUCAAGACUCUUACCGGCAAGACCAUCACCCUCGAGGUCGAGUCCUCCGACACUAUUGACAACGUCAAGGCCAAGAUCCAGGACAAGGAAGGCAUUCCUCCUGAUCAGCAGCGUCUCAUCUUUGCCGGAAAGCAGCUCGAAGACGGCCGCACCCUUUCGGACUACAACAUCCAGAAGGAGUCGACCCUUCAUCUCGUACUCCGUCUCCGCGGUGGUAUGCAGAUCUUUGUCAAGACCUUGACAGGCAAGACAAUCACCCUCGAAGUUGAAUCUUCGGACACCAUCGACAACGUCAAGGCCAAGAUUCAGGACAAGGAGGGCAUCCCACCUGAUCAGCAGCGACUCAUCUUCGCAGGAAAGCAGCUCGAGGACGGCCGCACCUUGUCGGACUACAACAUCCAGAAGGAGUCCACCCUCCACUUGGUGCUCCGCCUCCGUGGAGGCGCCAAGAAGCGAUGCCAGAACGGCGCAGGCUCUGAGGGUCAGUGCAAAGACGCAGCCAUCAACCUGGUCGGAGAAUGCCCCCACUGCAGCCUCAAGUUUUGCGGCAAGCACCGUUUGCCCGAACAACACAAGUGCGCACAGGUAGAGCAGGUGCGCAACGCCGCUUUCGCUGCCAACAAGGCCAAGCUGGAGAGUGAGCGUACGCAAGCCACUCGUGGUCUCGCUCAUUGA
Messenger RNA from Pseudozyma hubeiensis SY62, 687 nucleotides. Its product is annotated as ubiquitin. The record is from RefSeq and is a predicted model, not a curated record. Gene Ontology annotation, biological process: protein ubiquitination; modification-dependent protein catabolic process. Gene Ontology annotation, cellular component: cytoplasm; nucleus. The coding region runs from base 1 to 687 and encodes 228 amino acids. The transcript has a single exon. Gene Ontology annotation, molecular function: ubiquitin protein ligase binding; protein tag activity; zinc ion binding. Lineage: Eukaryota; Fungi; Basidiomycota; Ustilaginomycetes; Ustilaginales; Ustilaginaceae.